Leptomonas pyrrhocoris is the source of this 4305-nucleotide messenger RNA. RefSeq lists its product as hypothetical. The coding region runs from base 112 to 4305 and encodes 1397 amino acids. Gene Ontology annotation, biological process: cleavage in ITS2 between 5.8S rRNA and LSU-rRNA of tricistronic rRNA transcript (SSU-rRNA, 5.8S rRNA, LSU-rRNA). Gene Ontology annotation, molecular function: polynucleotide 5'-hydroxyl-kinase activity. Gene Ontology annotation, cellular component: nucleus. The transcript has a single exon. The record is from RefSeq and is a predicted model, not a curated record. Lineage: Eukaryota; Euglenozoa; Kinetoplastea; Trypanosomatida; Trypanosomatidae.
GAAUAGAAGUUAUUGAGACACACACACCAGAUCGAAAGGCCGUCAUUCCUGUUAAACCGUGUCUCUUUUGCGGAGAAGAGGAAUACUAGUAAUCGAACGACAAACGACACCAUGCCUGUGAAUCGAGGCAAAAAGAUUGUGGAUGCCCGGCCCCAGGCCGCGGAGGCCGGGGUGGGAAGUCUGCCUCUCGCCUCCACCGCCAGCACGGAACAGCGUGGGGCACGUCGUGUGGUCAUCGGUGGUGUGGAAGGGAUCGACAUCGCGGCGAGCGCAUCCACCACUGUCUCCGCCGCUGCACCGCCUCAGCACUUUAAAGUUCCGGCCGCUGUUUUGCAUCGCAUCCAGCAUCAGCAGCAGCAGGAUGAUCAUCAGCCGGUGACAUCUACUACGACUACCACCACCGCGACCUCUGAUGUGUUGGCGGCAGCGGCUUCGUCUACCCGUUACGAUGCCCGCCAGACAGGCUCAAUGACGUGUGCGACAGAGCCCGCCACACGCGCCCCGUCCGAUGAAGCGGUACAGCAUCCUCGUCGCUCGUCUUCUCACCCCGCGGCCCCAACUCUGGAGAACGGCUCCCAUGCUGUGCAGAAGGCGCACCUCGCUACGAAGCCGCCAACACGCGUUGCGCAGACACCAGCGAACGCUGACGGGGUGGUGGUCGAGGAGGUGAGCGAGGCGGACAUUGCAGCCACCGUAGCGGCGCUGAAGGCCGUCAGCGCGCACCACGUGGAAGGCAUCCGCACCACCGGCACCACGACAACGUCCACCGCCACCGCUGCGCCGCCUAUUUCUUUCUCUGUAACAGGUGCGACGAAGCACAACGGGGACGAACAGUCAGGGGCCGUCGACGCCGCCGCUCCCGCCGCCAAGCCCAAACCUGUCGUUUUCUCUCAUCAGUGGCGCCGGCAGCUUUUCGCAAAGGCGGGCACCGCCUACCCGUCGCUGCCGCAUCCACCGGGCAAAAGGCACAGGGCCGCCUCGGAAAGGGAGAGCAGCAGCACCGACGCGGAGGCGGACGACGACGACGAACUCGCCUCUCCCUUUGGGAGUGCCAACGUGAUCAAGUUUGACAAAAGCGAAGACGAGACUCGCCAUUUCAAUGGCACGGCCGCCAUGCAGUCCAGCAGCCGAAGCAGCAGCAGCGGCAGCGACGGUGACGAUGACGGUUCGGCGGGGUGGGGGGAGGACAACACGACGCGUGCGCAGCAAUCGGGUCAACAGGCACGGCAUGCGCAGCGGCAGCGGGCCCGUGAGGCACGUGAGAAGGAGCGCGUGCAGCACCACAUGACCGGCUUUGAUAAGGAGUUCCUCCGUCAAGAGGAAGCCAGGCUACUGCGGGAGCCCGACGAUGACGAUGAUGAAGAGCAGGGGGCAGACGUCGAGGACGACCGCGACGGUGGUUCCUCUUCUGCGGCAGCCUUCAGUGACGCCUCUGGAGAUGCCGAGAAUGAGGAGGAAGAAGGCGGCGCGGAUGAGGAGGGCAGCGAUGCAGGCGCGGAGUCAGAGACGUCGUCUCAGGCCGGCGGUCAUUCAGCACAGGACGGAGACGCCGAUGACGAGGAGGAAGGCCACACAGCUUCCGAGACUGUCUCGGUUGGGCAAACAGUGGACGAUGCCACUUCUUCGUCUUUGCAUGCACAGCAGGUCGGUGGUUUUGGCGCGAUGCGCCGCGUGCGUCAGCAGGAAGCCGAAGAACGACAUGGUCGUGCCGAGCAGCAGCGAGGUCAGAACAAGGACAACAACGUUAAACGCGUGUCGUCUCCCGCGAUGAAAGCCGAUCCGGCUUCUGCGGCUUCAGCCCCUCCCCACGCAUCCCUCUCCGCCCUGACGUCCCACAGCAUCGGCGCCCGCUCACACUGGUUCGACUCCUUCUUCUUCGCCGUCCACGAGGACCGUCUCCGCAAGGGUGGGUGCCACCACACGCUGAUGGGGCUGCAGGGCCCUGUGGCGAUCCACGGCCCCUGCGGUCUCAUCGGCUUCGGUCUUGGCGAAGUGUGCGUGAAUGGCUUUUACCUUGGAAAGAAGCAGGUGAAUCUCUGGCACGAGGAGCACCACGCCGUGCUGAUGCCGAUGAAGAAGCUCAAGACGAAGCACGCGCAGGAUGUGGAGCUACCGCGGUGGACGCACGUGCCGGACCCUGCGUGGCCGCCUGGUCCGACACCAUCUCCCACGUCGCCCCUUACCGCAAGCAGCGCGGAGCACGUGCUGGGCCUGCCAGCGCACGUGCGUCCUUACUCGGCACUGUCGUCACCGCCGCAACAACGACAUUCAGAAGCUGCCGCCGCCGCCCCCGCCAACGUGGACGCUGCGGUGAAGAGCAGUAAUACUUCCAAGGAAGAGGAAGAAGAGGACAACAACGCGGAAAGCUACCUGCAGCCACUGCAGUGGAACUGCGAGGCCGUGUUUGGCGAGAUCGAUUGGGACUGGGUGGAGGCGACGGUGCAGAGCUGGCGCAACCUGUUCUCGAACAAGAUGCCGCCGAUCCUCCUGGCAGUGCAGCCGUCGUCGGCGACGAGGCGGCCACGUGGGGUGCCCGGCCCGAUGCGCAAGUACUAUCUCUCCCGCAAACGCAUUCGCCACCACCGCGCAAUGGAGACCAAAAAUGCAGUGCAGGGCGGUGCGUACAUGGACAUCCCCUCCUUCGUCGCACACCGCAGCGAGACCACCGUCGAUCUGGCGCUCUUACCCGCUAUCGUGCCGGCCGUCGCGGCGCAGGGCUGCGGGUGUGUGAUGGUGCUGGGCUCCGCCAACAUCGGCAAGUCCACCCUAUGCAGGUUUCUCACCAACGUGCUGCUGAGCCAGCAUGGGCUGUGCUACUGGCUGGACCUGGACGUGGGCCAGCCCGAGUUUGGUGUCCCCGGGCAGUUCACACUGACCCUGGUGCGACGCCCUCUGCUGCGCGAGCGGGACGCCAGCUGCGGCCGCACCGUCGCCUCGUUUUUCAUUGGCGCCAACACCGCCGCGUCGUGCCCCGCGUCAACGGCGAACGCGCUCGCAGCGAUUUGCGCGCAGGCGGCGGCCAUCGCGCAGGAUCACCCGGUUGUGGUGAACACGCACGGGUGGGUGCUGCAGACAGGUCGGCGUGUCACGGUCGAGGCCCUGCGUCGGCUGCGUCCGCGGCAGCUCAUUCACCUUUACCAGGCGAAGGAGGAGGCGUGGGCGCAGGACACAGCAGCCCUGCUGGAUCCGCGAAAUGGGCUGAACGCGGACGUCGUGCAGCGUCGAUUUCUGGUCCGCCACACCGCGAUGAGGUCGAAUGACGACGACGGCGAGGACAGCAAGCAAAAAGAUCGUCGUGUGAAGAGAAACGCGAAGUCGCACGUGAUGAAGAACGUCACGGAUCCUGCGGCCGCCGCGCCUUCUUCCGCCGCUCUCCUGUGCCGCCUUCCCUUCUCGCACGCUUUCGACGUCGCGAGCACGCGUGAGCUCUCCGGCCCCGACUCGCCGGUGGUCUCGCCGAACUCGCCUCAGGCCAGCCGCCCCAGCGGUAAAACUAAAAGCGAUAGCAAAGGUGCGGUGAUUCCUUCGCACACGUGGCGUGGGCAGGUGCACGCCGUCCGGGUGGAGCGAGAGGAGACGUACUCCUCCACUCAGAUCCUCAAGGCAACGAAGGGCAGCCAUGGACGGCAGCAGCGGUGGCAGACGUACUUUGCCCCUCUUCUGCACUUCUACGCCCAGCGCGGUGCGGGCGCCGCGAAGGCGCGCCGGGCGGGGGCGGAGACGACGCUGCUGGAGGCUCCGCUGUCCUCGCUGCGCUCCAUUGUGCUGGCGGAGCGGGACGAGAAGGCAGGCGAGGUGCAUCUGUAUCCGCCCCACGUACGCACCGCGUCUGCCGUCGCGGUCGCGGCUCGCCAGACGCGCGCGGAGGUGGCCGCCGCACUGGAGCACGCGGUGGUGGCCGUGCUGCUUCAUCAGCCAGCUGAGGCGCCAUCGUCGUCGUCGUCGUCUCCCUCCUCGGCGGUGGGUCGCGGCGGGUGUGUGGUGCGCAGUCUGGCCUCCCUGCCCUACGGCUUCCCCGUCACGUGCUACGGCGUUGUCGAAAGCAGCGAACAGGAGCUUUUGCGCGGCAAAGAAACGACCGCCGCCGCAGAGGUCGGCGUGACGACGGAUACGGCGUCCGCCGAUGGGUGGAUACGUCUGCGUGUGCCGCUGCGACCGGCCGUGGUGGCGGCCAUGUUCCACGCGUGUGCUGCGCCGUCCGCUGCUGAGAAGAGCUCAACCGGGGAGUUGGACGCCGGUGCCACGCAGAUCUCCAUCGCCUACAGCGCCGCCUUGCGACAAGACACCUCGUUUUUCGAUGAGUAG